ACGAAACGUGCACGAAACACGAAAAAGAUUUUGACAUAUUACUACAUAACCCAACUUUUUUUUAAUUAAAUUUUUUGAUAUGGCUAUGGUUCAAGAAGACCCAAUAUUUCAAAAUAAUCCUAUUUAUAUGAAAAGUCUGAUAGGCAAAUCAGUAGAAAUCAAAACAGUUGACAACAAAGCCCACUCAGGUCUCGUUUACGUUAUAGAUCCAAUUUUUAAAACUGUUGUUUUACAUACAAAUUGGAAAAGCGAUGAUGAUUACGAGACGGUUAUUAUUUUAAAACAUGCCAUUGUAACUUUAGAAGUCUUAUCAGAAGAAAAGAAUGAAAAUUACUUAGGAGAACUUUCAAUACCACAACUUGAAUGUACGAAACCUAAUAGAAAAUCUAUCGUAAAAAAGUGGAUAAAAAGCAUGAUGAUUGAUGUUAAAGAAAGUGGAGAUUAUUUAAAAAUCGACGAUUAUUUAGUAAUAAUACCCCCCUACAGGGCAGACAAUUGUAUAUGUAACAACACAAUUAUCUUAGAACGGAUUCAGAAAAUUUUGAAUGAGAUGCCUGAAGAUUAUUCCUAAACAGGCAAGUAAAUUAAGACAGAUUUUUCACUAAAGUAACAAGAAUGUACACUUCCAUAUUGAUGCUUAAGGGUAGUCUUGUAGCAAAAUUAUGUUUAAGAAGACAACCUAUUUUUAUUUAUUUUUCGAAAAUUUAAGAUAAAGGAGAAAUAACUGAAAUUGAUCUAUAGUUUGUUAUCUUCGAUUCACCUAUUUUUUAUAAAUUGAAGAAACCACUGCAAUUUUAAAAGCUGGAGGAAUUUAAUCCGAUUUAAAACUGUUAUUAAGUGGCAUACAUUGGCUUACUAUCAAAACCUCCUAAGUUAAUUUUUUUCAUCUAGAACAGUGAUGUAUUUAAAAAUGCUUAUCUUAUAUUAAGACAAAAGAAGUGCUUUUCCGGUUAUUUCUAAAAAUCACUCUACUCGGACCUAGGAGGUUUUGAUAGUAAACUGACAGCACAACUUUUUAUAGAAUUUCAGAUGUUUAUUACCUUCUAAUGUAAUACUACCAAUUGUUAACAUUUUUGCUUAAGUUAGAGUAGUAGAAACAAAAAAUGUCUUAUAUUGUUUACAUUUGCAUAAGAUUAAUAAAGAAAUUCUUCUGUUAUUUCAUGCCUACUAGUUCAAUUUUUUCUGAGCAGUUAUAUAAAACUUGCUAUGGAUUGAGGAUCAUCACCAAAAAUGGUAACAGCGACAUGGCCAAGACAUUUUAUUUUUCUAACUUCUACUCAAGAGUCAUAUGGUACUCUGCUAUGGAGGUCAAGCACAGAUGCUACAGAUAUUUUCAGGAUACAAAAACGAGCUAUCUGUAUAAUGAAAAAAAAUAGGUUUUGCUGGCUUGUAGAAUACAUUUUAAAUCCUUAAAUAAAAUUACAAUUCCUGCAUUAUACAUAUUUAAGUGCAUUUUAUUUUUGUAUAAUUAUACUCAUUAUUUUGAAGAGUUCAAAUCUACUCAAGCUUAUGGUACAAGGCAUAAUAUUAACAACAACUUAUCACAAACUGG
Messenger RNA from Psylliodes chrysocephalus, 1552 nucleotides. Lineage: Eukaryota; Metazoa; Arthropoda; Insecta; Coleoptera; Chrysomelidae. The record is from the annotation of a GenBank genome assembly.